UGGGGGCGGGGCCGAGCGCGCGGCCGGCCCUCCCGAGUCAGCCAUCUUUCAAUUGUGCUUCGAGCCGCCGCCAGCAGCAGCAGCUCCGGCUCCUCCUUGCGCUCGCCCGCCCGCCCUCCCUCCCGCACGGCAGCCGCGCUCGCCCAGCGGACGGGGUGUAAGGCAGCGACGUCGGCAGGAGCAUGGCCCGUACCAAGCAGACGGCCCGCAAGUCCACCGGCGGCAAGGCGCCCCGCAAGCAGCUGGCCACCAAAGCCGCCCGCAAGAGCGCGCCCUCUACUGGUGGGGUGAAGAAACCGCACCGCUACAGGCCAGGCACCGUGGCUCUCCGUGAAAUCCGGCGCUAUCAAAAGUCGACCGAACUUUUGAUCCGGAAACUUCCCUUCCAGCGCCUGGUGCGUGAAAUUGCUCAGGACUUCAAAACAGACCUGCGCUUCCAGAGCGCUGCCAUCGGUGCUUUGCAGGAGGCAAGUGAAGCCUACUUGGUUGGCCUGUUUGAAGAUACCAACCUGUGUGCUAUCCAUGCCAAACGCGUCACAAUCAUGCCAAAAGAUAUCCAGCUAGCACGCCGCAUACGUGGAGAGCGUGCCUAAACUUCACUCUGAUGGGUUUGUCAUUCUCGAAGCAAAAUCUUCUUCCUGUUAUUGGUAGUAAUGAACGUUAGAUAUUUUUUCCAUGGGGUUAAAAGGUACCUGAGUAUAUGGUUGCAAAUGGAAAAAUAGGGGACAGAAUUGGGUAUUGGCAAGUUUUUUUCCAUUUUCAUUUGUGUGUGGAUUUUUAAUAUAAACGAGGGGACAAAAAAAAAACAGCAAUGCGGUCAAAAAAAAAAAGUCUCAGUGAAAAAGUUUCAACAAUUCAACUUUAUAAAAAAAAAUAUAAAUAAAACCUGUCAAAAUUUUUCUGGACAAUGCCAGCAUUUGGAUUUUUUUAAACAAGUAAAUUUCUUAUGAAUGGCAACUAAAUGGUGUUUGUAGCAUUUUUAUCAUACAGUAGAUUCCAUCCAUUCACUAUACUUUUCUAACUGAGUUGUCCUACAUGCAAGUACAUGUUUUUAAUGUUGUCUGUCUUCUGUGCUGUUCCUGUAAGUUUGCUAUUAAAAUACAUUAAAUGAU
Molecule: messenger RNA, 1112 nt
Organism: Columba livia (rock pigeon)
Lineage: Eukaryota; Metazoa; Chordata; Aves; Columbiformes; Columbidae
Product: histone H3.3A
Exons: 4
Coding region: 183-593 (136 amino acids)
Cellular component (GO): nucleus; nucleosome
Molecular function (GO): protein heterodimerization activity; DNA binding; structural constituent of chromatin
Source: RefSeq, a predicted model, not a curated record